Haemonchus placei is the source of this 999-nucleotide messenger RNA. The record is from the annotation of a GenBank genome assembly. Lineage: Eukaryota; Metazoa; Nematoda; Chromadorea; Rhabditida; Trichostrongylidae.
AUGAAAAAACUUAGGCUUGCACUUCAUCAGGUCCUAAUUCUGGUUCUGUCGGCUGCUGCUAUAGCCGUACAUGUGCUAGCAUUUCUACUCCCUGCAGUUGCUAUGACCCAUCUUGACAACGACGAGAAACUACAUUUCGCCAGGACGAUGCUCUACCUCAAGAACCAGCUAUUUGCCUUUGCUCUUCUUUUCGCUUUCGUUGAGUUCCUUGAUUUUCUCACGGUGCAUCAUUUAUUUGGUCCUUGGGCCAUCAUUAUCAGAGAUCUAAUGUAUGAUUUGGCUCGUUUUCUUGUAAUUUUGUUAUUAUUCGUUGCGGGAUUCACACUACAUGUUACGUCAAUUUUCCAGCCUGCUUACCAGCCACUCGACGAGGACAGUGCAGAACUUAUGCGACUUUCUUCUCCGGAGCAAACACUUGAGAUGCUCUUCUUUUCGUUGUUUGGGCUUGUCGAGCCGGAUAGCAUGCCUCCUCUUCAUCUGGUGCCUGAUUUUGCUAAAAUUAUUCUCAAAGUUCUAUUUGGCAUUUACAUGAUGGUUACACUUAUUGUGCUCAUAAACUUACUGAUUGCUAUGAUGUCAGAUACAUAUCAAAGAAUUCAAGCUCAAUCCGACAAGGAAUGGAAAUUUGGUCGCGCAAUACUAAUUCGACAGAUGAACAAAAGAAGUGCUACACCAUCACCAAUUAAUAUGCUCACUAAACUUUUCGUAGUUCUCAAAGUGGCGUUUCGGAAUCGCUUACGGGUGUGUACUCAGAAAGCUCAACAGGACUUACGCUUCGAAGAGAACAUUGACGCUUUUUCAAUGGGCGGUGGACAACAAGGCAGGACAAGUCCUACUAUGAGAGAAGAUGGAACGGAUAUGAGAGAUGGUGCUGAAUUGGGCGCAAGUUCUGACUGGAGUAUUGAAACGGUGAUUGACUGGAAGAGAAUAGUGUCAAUGUACUAUCAGAUGAACGGCAAAACGAAUGAAACCGAAGAAGUCGAGGAGCAAACGCACUAA